Molecule: messenger RNA, 6508 nt
Organism: Cylas formicarius (sweet potato weevil)
Lineage: Eukaryota; Metazoa; Arthropoda; Insecta; Coleoptera; Brentidae
Product: polyamine-transporting ATPase 13A3
Exons: 13
Coding region: 1114-5340 (1408 amino acids)
Biological process (GO): intracellular calcium ion homeostasis; polyamine transmembrane transport
Cellular component (GO): membrane
Molecular function (GO): ATP binding; ATP hydrolysis activity; P-type transmembrane transporter activity
Source: RefSeq, a predicted model, not a curated record
AAAAUUGCGUUGCCAUUUAUCAGCGAUUGUGUUCGUGUCGCGUGCUUGGAUGGUUCGUAGUUCUGACGGUGUGCAGAUUUUUUUUGUGCAUAUUUUAGGCGUCUCCGAGUGCUUUUCUUGACGAAAAUUUAUCCAGUGUUAUUUGAUGAGUUACCCUCAACAAAAAAAGCAAGUGUUUAGCGAUUCUUGAUUGUGGUGAAUCUUGGUGCGGUGUUUCGAAAUAGUUUUCGUCCGAUUUGAAGAAAAUGAAAAUGAAAGCCUUUAAACUUUUGAUAUUAAAUUUUAUUAUUAGAAGCUCCAAGACUGUAUCAAUGUAUCAAGAAUCAAUUUAAAAAACUGAAUAAAGGAGGUUAGGAAACGCUGAUUAAAUUUCCCAGAACUUGUGACGCAACUGGAUCUCUAAUUUAGGCGACGGAGUAAUAGAAAAAAGUGACUAAUCCGGCGACGAGUGCUUAAAUCUUUUAACUGGUUCAACCUUUGUUGAAUUUUUUGAUUAAAUGUUUUUAUAUACGCCUAUUAUGCCUUCUAGUGAUUUUAACAAGUAUAUUAAAGUAGUGUGUCGCAAGUAUUUGGAUAAGAUUUGCGAAAUUUCCGCGAAUAAGAUGCACCAGAUCGAGUGUUCAUUCUUCUCUACUGAGGCGGCUUACAGAGCGAAGAACGAUCCUGGGGAUUGACAGCGGCUUACCCGAAUGUCUUACCAUGGUUUUCUGACGUUCACUUGAUGCUUUUUGUAUGCUUAAUGUUUUUAUUAUGAUUCUGAUAGGAUGGUGAAAUAACAUAAUAUUUAUCAAAAUAUUCCAAUAAUGUAUGUGUGGAAAGGAGCAUUGCAGUUAGCAGUGGAAAAUGUGGCUUAUAAUUAAAAGAAAGAAGUACAGAUAGCAGAGACACUGUGCUGUGAGAAUAAGGGGAAAAGUUGGGACAAAGGGGCUCCAAUAAAAGUUAUUAUUAUUUUUCUGUGUUAUUACUAUUAAUUUGAAUUUGUUAAACCAUUGAUCAUUGCUAGACGUUGUAUUUGAUUAGUAUAGAUAAUAAUUUUUGCGGUGGUUUGUUUUACUUAAUUGAGUUCUGGAUUUUGAGUGCGCGAAUCUGCAUUUAUAUAGACAUUUUCAUAUAAUGGGUAGUCGCGGCAUUUUCGCUAGGAUUUUCAGUAAAAGCAGAUCAGAUAUUGAGAAGAUACAGGAGCAAAAUGAAGGCCUUCUGAGAGUUAAUAACUCGAACAAGUACAAAAUGUACUUAAACAAGGGUCAAGAUGAUCAGAUGGAGAUUUACUACUAUCGUUCCAGCAGGAUUAAAACCGCGUUCACCUAUUUUGGGUUUAUUCUCACUUGCGGCAUAUUGAGACUGAUAUUCCACUGGAUCCCACACUUAUUUUUAUACUCCACCAGUGUGAGUUGUAAGGUUUAUGAAGCGGAGAAGAUUUUGAUUGUGGAAUUAUUUAAUGGAAAGCACAAAAUCUACCACGUCAAACCGCUGAAGGUCCUAACUCCAGAGAGCGUUGCCAAAUUGAAACACGAUGACGACAUGCUGAACAGAAAUAAUGUUCAGAGUGCGUCCGUCCCAUCGCUGUCAGUUCAUUUCGAAAACGGGGAAUUCCGCGUGGUCGACAAGUUGUUGAUGUUUUCCUGCAAGAAAGUCACCUACAUUUGGGAAGAAAACAAGCACGAAUUUAUUAAAUUGCUCGGUCUGGAUAAGGGCGUGUCUUGCGACGUUUUCCACAAGUACAGGCCUCUCAGUUCCAGUGAAAAUUUCAUGAGGAAACUGGUGUACGGCUCGAACAAAAUUCUAGUCAAAGAAUCGUCCAUCAUAACACUAUUGUUUCUGGAAGUUCUCAAUCCGUUCUACGUGUUUCAGUUGUUGAGUUUCAUACUUUGGUUCGCCGAUCAGUAUUAUUAUUACGCAGCGGCCAUUAUGGCCAUGUCUGUGUUUGGAAUCGCCAUGACUGUCAGGCAAACGAGAAAAAACCAAAGAAACCUAAAAUCGACGGUCCAUUCUAGCGAUAUUUGCACGGUUCUACGGAAAUCCCAAAAAAUUUCAGACUACGAGUCAAACGAUCCGGGAUUAAGCAUGGAAUCGGUGUCGACUGAAUUGUUGGUGCCGGGCGAUAUAAUGGAGAUCCCCUCUCACGGCUGCAUAAUGCACUGCGACGCGAUCCUACUUACAGGCAAUUGCAUCCUGAACGAAUCCAUGUUGACAGGCGAGAGCGUUCCUGUCACUAAAACCGCACUGCCAAACAUACAGGGACUGACGUACGAUCCCAAAGAGCACGCGAGACACACUUUGUUUUGCGGCACUCAAGUGAUUCAGACUCGAUACUUUGGCGAUGAGAAAGUGCUCGCCGUAGUUAUAAGGACCGGGUUUUCCACAGCCAAAGGAAGCCUGGUUCGUAGUAUUUUGUAUCCUCCACCGGUGGAUUUCCGUUUCGAAAAAGAUUCCUAUAGGUUUGUCGCACUUUUGGCAGUGGUCGCCGGCGUGGGCUUUAUUUAUACCGUUAUCGAAAAGGUUAUAAAAGGCGUACAUGCUAGAGACUUAAUUCUUCAAGCCCUUGACUUAAUAACCAUAGUGGUACCGCCCGCUUUGCCAGCAGCCAUGACGGUGGGUAGAUUUUACGCACAAAUCCGUCUGAAGAAAAAUCAAAUUUACUGCAUUUCACCGAGAAGUAUCAACGUCUCCGGUAGUAUCAAUUGUGUUUGCUUUGAUAAGACGGGAACUUUGACCGAAGACGGUUUGGAUUUGUUGUGUGUGGUCCCGGUUAGAGAUAAAAUCUUCAGGCAGGCGGUCAGUGUGGUGGACAGUAUGCCCUAUGAUACGUUUGUUUUUGGUUUGGUUUGUUGUCAUUCACUGACCAUUAUAAACAAACAAAUUGUUGGGGAUCCUCUCGAUUUAAAGAUGUUUGAAUCCACAAAAUGGGUAAUGGAAGAGUACGAGGUGGCAGACAGUAACAAAUUCGACAUGCUUUUCCCAACGGUGCUAAAACCUCCAAAGAAUCGAUCGCCCGAAAACCACCAUUUAGAGGAUGAUCUCCAAAUAGGAAUCCUCAGGGAAUUUCCGUUUUCCAGCAGCUCGCAACGCAUGGGCGUGAUCAUUAGGAGGCUGAACGGUUCCCAUUUCGAAUAUUACUGCAAAGGUUCGCCGGAGAUGAUUUUAAAUUUCGUAAAAAAAGACACGGUACCGGUCGAUUUUCACGACGUCCUCGAAAUGUAUACUCAGGAGGGGUACCGGGUGAUCGCGUUGGCGCACAAGGAAUUGAGGUUAAGUUACGCCAAAGUGCAGAAAGUGCAACGGGAAGUAAUCGAGAAAGAUUUGAACUUGUUAGGUUUGAUUGUGCUCGAGAAUAGGUUGAAACAGGAUACGACCCCGUGCAUAAGGGCACUAAACGAGGCACAAAUACGGGUAAUCAUGGUGACAGGCGAUAACAUCCUGACCGCGCUCUCCGUGGCGAAGGACUGUGAUAUUGUCACCCCCGGCCAAACUAUCAUCAGUGUCAAUACGGACACUCUGCAUCCGCCAAAUGUGUAUUACACCGUAACUAAUACCAAGGACCGGUCAAAAGCUGCUAAAGAUUUAUCCAUUAUGUCGAACUCGGCAAGCGUGGUCAGUCUGGACACUGUGGAGAGUCAACUUCAGUCGAAUUCGGUCAGUAUGAGGCCCGGUGAGAGUGGCGACUCGGGGGCUAGACCUACAACUUUGUGUAACGACUACCGUUUCGCGAUGACGGGGAAGACUUGGGGCACCAUCAAGGAGUACUAUCCUGAACUACUGCCUAGGAUUUGCACGAGAGGGACCGUUUUUGCGCGAAUGUCGCCCGAACAGAAGCAGCAACUCGUUCAGGAACUUCAGAGUCUUGGGUAUUACGUCGCGAUGUGCGGGGAUGGCGCCAAUGACUGCGGCGCCCUGAAAGCGGCCCACACCGGCAUAUCCCUGUCGGAGGCUGAAAGCAGCGUCGCGUCGCCGUUCACGUCCAAAAACCCGAACAUCACGUGCGUUUUGAACGUGAUUCGCGAAGGACGCGCGGCUCUCGUCACCAGUUUCGGCAUUUUCAAAUAUAUGGCCAGCUAUUCGUUGUGCCAGUUCGUAUCGGUCCUAGUCCUGUACUCGAUCGACAGUAACUUGACCGACAUGGAGUUCCUGUACAUCGACCUCGCGAUUAUUUCGAUAUUCGCGUUCUUUUUCGGCAAAACCGAAGCGUACUCGGGCAAACUGGACAAGAAAACGCCGCUUAGCAGCCUGAUCAGCUUGUCGCCGGUGCUCUCGCUGCUCGUUCACAUGGUGCUCGUGGUGUUCUUCCAAGUGGCCGCGUUCGAACACCUCAAACUGCAAGACUGGUACGUCCCAUUCAACAAUACCGAUCCCGACGACGUCGCGUGCGUCGAGAACUACACCAUAUUCACAGUAUCGAGUUUCCAAUACAUCAUUUUAGCCAUAGUGUUCUCGAAAGGCUACCCGUAUCGCAAAUCGAUUUUCUCGAACUACGGCUUCAUCGUAUCGUCGAUCGUCAUGACGGCCAUAUCGAUUUAUCUCGCGGUCGCCCCGUCGCCGUUUAUCCGAGACCAGUUCGAGUUGGAACUGCCCGAGAGCUUCAACUUUCGCUUGUACUUAUUGGCUUACGCGGCGAUCAAUUUCGUACUUAGCGUCGCGGUAGAGUACUUCUUGAUCGACGAGCUGAUAUUUAAGAAACUGCGGUUCAGGUACCACGACGUCGACAAGUCGAAAAAGAGGUACUUGGCGAUCGAGCGCGACCUGAACAAAGACCGGAAAUGGCCGGUACUCACGUCAGAUUUCAAGAGCGCGGCGAGUCCGUCGAACCCGACGCCCGAAUGCCGCACUGAAAUCAUCGUCGAAAAGGAGAACAAAUUCGACCGUAACCACGUGCUGAACAAACUCUACGACAAUAAUAAUCCGAACGGGUCGGCGUUCGCGACACCGACGCACAAUUUCGAGACGCCGACGCGCGCGCGACAUCUCGGUAACCAAGAGACGGGAUAUUUCUCGCAGGAGGAUUUGCUUUUCUCCAGUUUGCCGUCGGAAAAUCGAUUUUCGAGUCCCUCGAAGAGUGACACGUUUAAAUCGUUGAGCGACAACCAGAGCAGUUACGACAUGGCCAGCUCGCAACUGAACAUACCGGACAUACCGUUCGAUGACGCGUCGGUCACUGUGGGCGGUGCUAGUUCGCCCACGAAAUCCGUAAACAUAUCAUUGAAAGAUCGGAGUAUUAUGUCGUCGGAACGGUCGGAUAAUGUUUUUCCGCAUUUCGAUGCGUACGGGAUGAGCAAGAGUCCGCCCGAAGGCGGUAACGGGCAGCAUUUGAGGUUAGAAUUGAAUAAUUUCGAUAUCAAUAGGUGAGGUACGAUUAUUGGUACGUUAAUUUUGAUCCCGCUAGAUGUCUCGAACGGUUUAUGCGUUCGUUUGAAUCUUUAAUUCAGACGAGCACGUUUCCAUGCGUCAUCCGAAACAAAUUCCAUAUAGCUAUUAGAUAAUAUUGUGUAAGGAGGGUAUACGAUACUUUCACACUAACCUGCACUUUGCGUCAUUUUCUUAAACAGCGAUCUCGACACACUUGUUCUCCCCUAAAUUCUUAACGGGAUCCGGAUAUAUUUUGAGAAAACACUGCCUUGAAAAUGCCAAAUCCACCCAUAUAGGUUUGGCUAAGUCUUAUCGAUUGAGCGACAUUUGAAAUGAUGGCGCAUGCGCAUGCAGAAUGAUCCUUUUAAAAAUUUAUAUCUAGUAGCUAUAUGACAAAAUCCCUUACAUCAUCAACCAGAAAAUUGACCCGGUUGCCAUGUUUUGACGGAAAUCUGAAAAUAUCUUCUUUUUAUAAUAAUUCAAGCAAUCAUUGAUAAGUAAACACUGUAGUUCAUGUGUUUUGAUUACUUGACAUAUCCAAUUUUGUAUCUCUCUGUAUAAAUGCACACAGUUAUAAAAAUAGACAAUUUCGAGACCUGACCGGAAUAGUAAGCGAUUAAAUUGGUUGGAGAUUUGGUAACCUAAAUAUAGAUUCAAGCGAACGGAUUAGCAGUUUAGCAUUUACCUCUUUCUGAAAAGUAUUUUGUAUGCGUUUUCCUAUUAGCUAGGUUAGUAGCGGAAAAUUGUAGGUGCUAAAAAUGUCGGUAUAUGUUGUUGAUCUACAUGUUGCCAGGACUACUAUACAUAGCUAAAUUGUGAUUGAAUAUUAGGUUAGAGUCAAAGAGUUUAGCUUGGAUUAUUUGAAUUAUGUCGGUUCGUUAUAGGUUACUUGAGCACCUAAAUGCAUUUGGUUUUAAUAAAAAAAAAUGUUUGCAUUUUUCGGGAACGAUUUUAUCGAAGCGAUUUGCAUCAUUUUUCGGCGAACUCUACAGUUUUCUGUAUCUUAUUAUUGUUUUAAUUAAUAUCGCGAGUAUUACUUAAUGCCUAAGACCAAAUCUUAACUUUUUUUGGGUAUUUAUUUUUUACACUGAUUCGCAGGGCUUUUUGCUUGUUGAAUCAUUGUUAUUUGUUGCUUCGAGACUAAUAAAUUAUUUACAUUAUUCAUAUC